This is a messenger RNA of Pongo pygmaeus (Bornean orangutan), 33251 nucleotides long. It is a transcript of the gene LRRC8C, whose product is annotated as leucine rich repeat containing 8 VRAC subunit C. Gene Ontology annotation, molecular function: protein binding. Gene Ontology annotation, cellular component: cytoplasm. The record is from RefSeq and is a predicted model, not a curated record. NCBI's taxonomy places the organism in Eukaryota, Metazoa, Chordata, Mammalia, Primates, Hominidae. The transcript is spliced from 5 exons. Bases 26280 to 28691 code for a protein of 803 amino acids.
GAUCUUGAACUCCUGACCCCAUGAUCCACCCACCUCAGCUUCCCAAAGUGCUGGGAUUACAGGCAUGAGCCACCGCACCCAGCCUCUCCUUAUGUAUUUUAAGAACUUAUCAAAAUCAACAAAAAUUACUAACUAGUCUUUUUCAAAUAUCUUAGAGAUUUAUGAAAACUAGAAACUGGCUCAAUAUCUUUUUAAUAUGAAAGAUAUACCCUAUAAAUCUAACUUCUGGGAAAAUACUGUAGAGAAAUUACUAUGAGAAUGGCUUCACUCGCAAAACAUUGUCAGGCUAAUUUAUAUUAUCUCUUGAUAUUAGCAAGGUUCAGUAUAAUAUGCUUAUCAGUAAAGUUAGGAGAUACUAUCUAGCACACAUAACUUUCUAGUUAGUGCACUGCCAUGUGGAUAACUGUGACCAGAAAGUGAUUAUCAACUGAGGAAGUAGCAGCUGGAGGUAUGUCCAGGGUUUGGAUCUGAGUUGGGUGUUUUAGAAUUUUAUCUGAGGAUCUGGAUGGCAUAAUAGAAAACAUGCAGGUGAUAUUUAUGUAAGUGACUUUGUGGUGUAUAGAGUGCCUUGAUUUUGAAGCAAGAAUUUGAAAUGAGUUUGGCAAAAUAAAAUAUAUAAAAUUAAAGUGAAAGGAAAUAGUCGAAGAUAAGCAAUUAAAUUCAUUUAAGGAAAGUACAGGGUGGUACAUUGAAUAAAACCAAGCAAAUGACAUAAAUAUACUAGAUUUGUAUUUGUUUUGUUAAAUUUGUUACUGUAGUUUCCAGUAUUUAGAAUAGUGUAUGAUAUGAAGCAAACGUUUAAUAAAUAUUUGCUGAAUAAAUAUAUGAAUAAAAUAUAAGAUGGAGGAAGACAACGUGCGAUUAGAGCAAAAUUAAGAUUAUUCCUAAGGGGAUGGAAAUGCGUAACUACUAAACUGUUAGAAAAGCUUUUUGGACAAAUGAUUUCUGAGCGUGUGUUAAAAUUUUAUUUGUCUUAUAUGUAAAAUGUUUCUGGUAGAUGGAUUCAAAAAUUCAUUCUUAGGGACAUUUGAUAAGAAAAGUGAAUGGUCAGAUAUAGCUAACCUAGAUUAAAAAAUAUGUGAGUUCAAGGUCACUAGACUUUUCACUGACACCUAACAAUUUAACUGGAUGGCUAGGGAGCUGGUUUCUAAGAACAAGUGUUUCCCUAUUAAACUUAAUCAGAAAAUUUCUUAAUUAUUAGGAAUAUGUGUUUCUUCGUAGAAGGAGAUUGUGAAUUCUACUUCACAAAUAGGUUCUGUUCCUGAUCAAGUUAGAAACUUUUUUUUUUUUUAAUAGUCUCUCAAUUUAGACAGUCUUUGCAGGUCUGUCUUGGUCAAGGAAAAGUCUAUCCAUCUCAUUGCAUUUUUGCAUUAGGGUCAUUGAAUUUGUUACCUACUCAUUAACUUUUAGGUUUCUUUAUUUACACUUUACAUCUAGAGUCACAGUUACAAGCACUAUUUAUAUAAACACUGAUAAUACUUUGAACUGGUUUUCUAUACCAGGGAAGAUUUUCAAAGCAUAAUCUAAAGUAACAUAGAUUCAGUGUUAUCUACUUCAUAUAAUUUAUGGUCCUGGGCUUCCAUAUUUCUGUGUUCUGUUCUACUUAGCAUGCUUUGUUUUAAAAGGUACCACAAGAGGAGCUUAUUAAUCCGUUUAAACGAUCUUUUUGUGUGAUCAAGGCAUUCGCUGCCAUAUGAUAUUGCACAACCAGUAAGGCCAAUGAGUUAACAUCUUUGUGGAAGCUUUAUGAAAUCCUUGAAGUGAUGUUUUUUAUUGCUUCUUUCACACUAGAAGUAAUUUUGAUAGUACUUUCCUCUCAGCUUGUCUACUCCAAGGCCAGAACUCAGAGAGUAUCUAGUUUAUCUCCAUCAGAUUUUGCCUCUAGUCCUUGUAACUGUGGUAACCCUAUUUUCUUGAGGACGCUUUUUUCCCUCCUCAGAUUCUUAUCCUGCUAGAUAGUUAUAUUCUGUACAGCCUAAAAAGUUGAGAUUCUUUUGGCCAUAGAGUAGAUACCAGACUGGUAUCCAGGGAGGAUGUUCUGUGCAUUGCUACAAUUUAUGUAGUGUAGCAUUAGUACCUUAAUAGGAUUUUCAUGUCAAACUAAAUUUAUCUCUAAAUGUGACACUUUGGGCACAGCAUGUUAGAAAUUAGGUUUAUUCAUGGCUGGGUGCAGUGGCUCCUGCCUGUAAUCCCAGCACUUUGGGAGGCUUAGGCAAGCGGAUCACCUGAGGUCAGGAGUUCGAGACCAGCCUGGCUGGUGAAAUCCCACCUCUACUAAAAAUACAAAAAUUGGCCGGGCACGGUGGCUCACGCCUGUAAUCCGAGCACUUUGAGAGGCCGAGGUGGGUGGAUCACGAGGUCAGGAGUUCAAGACCAGCCUGGCCAAGAUAGUGAAACCCCAUCUCCACUAAAAAUACAAAAAUUAGCCAGGCAUAGUGGCACACAUCUGUAAUCCCAGCUACGCAGGAGGCUGAGACAUGAAAAUCACUUGAACCCGGGAGGUGGAGGUUGCAGUGAGCCGAGAUCACACCACUGCACUCUAACCUGGGUAACAGAGUGAGACUCUGUCUCAAAAAAAAUAAUAAUAAAAGGUUUAUUCAAUUAUAUAGGAGUAUAUAGGAAGGAGGAUAUAUUCUAUUCUUUUUUCUUGUUUGUUUGUUUUUGAGACGGGGCCUUGCUCUGUCAUCCUGGUCAGAGUGCAAUGGCACAGUCUUGGCUCACUACAACCUCCACCUCUAAGACUCAAGCCGUCCUUCUACCUCACGGUCCAGAGUAGCUGGGAGCACAGGCACACACCACCACACCCAGCUAUUUUUUGUGGAGACAGGGUUUCACCAUGUUGCCCAAGCUGUGCUCAAACUCCGGAGCUCAAGUGAUCCACCUGCCCUGCCUCACAAAGUGCUGGAGUUACAGGCAUAAGCCACCAUGUCCAGCUGGGAGGACAUAUUCUUAAUGAACCAAUACAAAUAGCUACAUUACCAGGAGCAGUAAAGGGUCUCAAUGUGUAUAGUAAUGACUGCCAUUCUGCAUAGUUUUGUGGACUAGGCAAACCUAUUUAUGUCACAUUUUAUAGAGAAUUGUAGAUUCCAUGAUAGUGGAGUUAUAUACAAAAAGUUGUGUUGCUUUUAAGUAUGGUAAGAAUAAGUAAAGUUUAUGUAAAUGAUCAUUAACAAAAAUGAGUUGUGUUUUUAUAAGUUUACCUCUUUAAAAUUCAAUUUUGAAGGGAUUUUUAGGUUCUCCUGGGUAUUCACUAGUUUAUUUUCACAGCUUUUCCUGUUAUUUCAUACAGGAUGUUUUCGUUCAUAGUGAUAGAAUACUAGAAAUUUUGUGAGUUCCAGAAUUCUAAAGCAUGUGCUCAUGCUGUGUAGUAUUCUGAAGAAUAUAGUCCCUCAACCCUCUAAAACUGGGCUUCUGACAUAUACGGUACUAUUUGAUAACAUACCAAUCAAACAUUUGAAUUUUGAUAUAGCUGUAGGCAUAACUAAUAAUCAGAGAUGUUUAAGUUACAAUUUUUUUGUUUCAAGUUUUUAAAAAAGAUAACCUACAAAUGCACUGAAAUAACCUACUAAAUUAAGGGUUAGAGAUAAUAAUCUAAGAAGAAAAACAGGGGCUUAUCAAAUACCUUUCAAAAAAUAAAACAUCAAUGGUAGGAUAGCUUUGUAUCAUUUAACUGUUGAGUUUAUAACAAUUAUAAACUGACCAAAAUAUAAAACCCCACUAUUUUUUAUUUACUUUAUUUAUUUAGUUGAGACAGGGUCUCGCUCUAUUGCCCAGGCUGGAGUGCAGGGGCACAAUCUUGGCCCACUGUAGCCUUCGCCUCCCAGGCUCAGGCAGUUCUCCCACCUCAGCUUCCUGAGCAGCUGGGACUACAGGCACGUGCCACCGCACCCGGCUAAUGUUUUGUAUAUUUAGUAGAGACAGGGUUUACCAUGUUGCCUACACUUGCUGCCUGCUGUGGCCUCCCAAAGUGCUGAGAUUACAGGUGUGAGCCACAGUGCCCAGACAAAACCCCACUAUUUAAAGGCAUGGGAAUGCAACCAAAGCAAGUAGAAAUGGAGGGGAACUGAUCGUUGACAGAAAGAGACUCCACUGGGUGAGAUUUGAAUUAUGACUUUUCUCCUGAAACCAGUACCCAGUCCAUAUGGUCUACAGGUACUAACGCUCAUACCUGACACUGCAGUCAUACAUAGUCCGAAGGUGGAGUUUGAGCCUUGCUCUGUGGUUGGAAAGUGAAGGGGAAAUCCUAGGGGGAAAAAAGUCACAUAAAAGAGAUUGCCCCCAAAUCUGCAUAUAAACUCUUACCAAAUCUUUGCCUGACCCCAGAAGUGCUCAUGAGAGGAGUUAGGCUCCAUGUAAACCUAAACCCGUGAACAGCAGGAAGCCUAAAAUGCUUGAGCAGACAUUUUAGCUGCUGCCCACCUUAGAGAAGACAGUUUAGUUUCAGUAUAGCCAAGUCAAUGGCCUGCUAAAGCUAAAAAUCAGUACUUUUCAAAGGGAAAUAAUAGACUACAGAGCUUCCAUAAUAUGUCAUCCAGAAUAUCCAGGAUAAAAUCAGACUAGUAGGCAUGAAAAUGCACAGGAAAUAUAACUCAUUAUCAAGACAAAAUACAGUCAAUAGAAAUUAACUCUAAGGUGAUCCAAAUGUUAAAGUUAGUAAAUAAUAAAUUUUAAAACUGCUAUUAUAGUAUUGUGAAAAGAAAAUAUAGUCAUAAUGAAUUAACAGAUGAGAACUCUCAGCAAAGAAAUGGAAAUUAUAAAAAACAGUAAAAUAGGAAUUCCAGAAUGAAAAAUCCACUGGAUGAGCUUAACAACAACUGGAGGUAGCAAAGUAAAGAGUAGAGAAUUUGAACAUGUAUCGAUAGAAAUAAUCUGAACAAUAGAGAGAAAAUGAUUGAAAAAAAUUGCACAGAGCCAUAAUGGCAUGUGGGGAAAUGUCAAGAUAAGAAUGUCCUGGAAAGAGAAGAGAGGAAAAAAUGGAAGAAAAAAAGAGAGAAAAAAAGUGAAGAAAGAAUGGCUGUACACUUCGCAAUUAUGGUGAAAACACAUCAACUUACCAAUCUGAAAAGCACAUUAUACCACAAGCAGGUUAAAUACAACAAUACCAUUCCUGGGUAUAUUACCACAGUCUAACUACUGAAAACCAAAGAUAAGGAGAAAACUAUAGAAGCAGCUAGAGAAAAUUAAAAUAUAUGUUAUACAGUAUAACAAUAUGGAUGAUGAGUGAGUUUUUUCUCAAAAAAGGACAAAAUAUUAUUAUUGAAAUAUUGGAGUGUUUUCUCUGAACCCAAUAGAAUUAAAUUAGAAAAUAGGAACAAUAAGAUGUUUAGAAGAGCCUCAAAUAUUUGUAAAUAAAAUAAGAAACUUCUACAUAUCUUAUGGGCCAAAGAAAAAUUCAAAAAGGUUAAAAAUAUUUCAGACUGAAUGAUAAAAAUAUAACAUUGAAAUUAAUGGGAAAAAAUAAUGAGACAUAGCUAAAGCAGGGCAUAGGUAGUUUGGCAGGAAGAUGAUUAGAUAGAUAGAUAGAUAGAUAGAUAGAUAGAUAGAUAGAUAGAUAUGGUUACUUAGAACUUGAUAUUCUAUAUUACGAAACAUUUAAUAUCAAUCAUCUUAAUUUCCACCACAAGAAGCUGGAUUAGAUUCCCAAAAACAUAGAAAGAAAUACUAGAUUUAAGAACAGAAUAACUGAAAUCGAAAUCAGAUGAGUGACAGAAAAAUAUUAAAUAAGACAAAUGUUGGUAGUUUGAAAAGAUUAAUGAAUCUAGCCAAACCAUUAAAGAGGUGAGGGAGAGUGGGAGAUGGAGAACCCAAAUUACCAAUAUCAGGAAUGGAAGAGGGGUAUCACUACAGACCCUACUGACAUUAAAAGGAUAGCAAGGAAAUAUCGUGAAAACUAUAUGCCAGUACGUUUGACAACUUAAAUGGAAAAAAAUUUCUUGAAAUGCACAAUUACAAAGCCUGACAGAAAUUUUAUUUAUAACCAAAAACUUUCCCAUAAGGAAAACUUCAAAGGGGAUUUAAUCCCAAGAAUGCAAGGUUGGUUUAACAUUCAAAAAUCAAUCACUGUAAUUCAUCAUAUUAAAUGAUCAUAUGGUUUUUCUCCUUUAUUAUUUCAGUAGAUGCAUUCAAUAUUUUCAGUAUCUAUUAAUGAUAAAGAUUUUCAAAGAUUUUCUAUCAAUCUCAUACACGUUUUAUUUUAAAAUAACCUAUAGCUAGCAUCAUACUUAAUGGUGAAGUUUUGAAUGCCUUCCCCUUGAGAUCAGAACUAAGCAAUUAUACCUUCUCUCAUCACUUCCAUUCAGCAUUAUACAGGAGGCUGGCCAGUGCGAUAAGGAUGAAAAAAAUUAAAGAUUAAAAGAAAGAAGUAGAACUACCUUUCUUUAUAAGCUUUGUGGUUAGAAAUUGGGAUUCCAUUUUCUAAGGAAUCUACAAAGCAACAACUAAAAAUAGUAAGUGCCACACUAACUUGUAAUCGACGUGCAGAUAUGUAAAAUUUACCAAAAAACUUACCAGUAAAUCUGUUGACAAUCACCAUGUCAGUCAGCCCUUGUAUGUGAACAUGAAUAUGAUUUUACUUACUCCGAAAGGGUAUUUAAUAACAUGAUAACAUUAAUAAUAUUUUACCUGUUAAUUUAUCUUUACCUGACAGCUUUCCCCAUAAUGUGAGUGCAAUAAACAGAACUGCCUACUGUUGACCUAAUUAAAGAUUAAGGAACAAAUCAAUUAAAAGUAAUUAUUUCUAGCCUCUCUUUCUUGUAAGUACCGUAUCCUGGAUUAUAGGAGACAAAGCAAAUCUUUGGUGCUACCUAGAUGCUAUUAUGUAUCAAACAUGGAUUGGGGUAUCAAAGCAUCUCCUCCUUUUUAUAUAGCUCCAAAUUAGGAACAUGAUCUUAAAGGAAGGCAGCAUUUUAAAAUGUUGUCAGAUAAGAAUGCAGAUGCCCAGGGAAUUGAGAAGGUCAUAAUGUUGCCUAGCUUAUUUACUAAUAACUAUAUCAGAAAGUACAUAAGAAAUGUUAGAAUUUUAAUUUCUCUAGAGGCCAGGAAUCUUUAUUAUUCUUGUUUCAUUUCGGUAUUUUGAAAUACUAAAAAGCAGCACAAAAGCAUGAAAUCGACUUGCCGCUUCUGAAAGAACACAUUUGGGUUGGGUGAGAAAAAAUAUAUAACUUUUACUCUCUGGGUACAAUAUACGGUAAGUAAAUAACUUCACAGAUUUAUUUCUAGAAAAGGCCAUCUCGAAAAUAAUUUUUCUUUUUGAGUUACCAGUUAUCUAUCCUACUUAGCUACUUCAAAAAACUUAAUUUUAUCUCAAAAUGUGUUAUUUUUCAUACAAAUCACACAGGUCAAACAAUGGUGUGUGACAAUUUGUAGUGUUAAACAUUAGUUUUUAAAAUAAAAUUACUAAAGUGGGAGGAUCACUUGAGCACAGGAGUUCAAAACCAGCCUGGGCAACAUGGUGAGACCCAUCUCUACAAAAAAUAAAAAUUAAAAAAAUUAGCCUGGCACGGUGGCUCAUGCCUGUGGUUCCAGCUACUCUGGAGGUUGAGGCGGGAGGAUGGCUUGAGCCCAGGAGACUGAGGCUGCGGUGAACUAUGUUUGCAACACUGCAUUCCAACCUGGGUGACAGAGCAAGACCCUGUCUCAAAAAUAAAUAAAAUUAAUUUUAUAAAGCAUGUUAUGAAAUAAGAUUAUAGUCUUAUUUGAAUAUUAUGAAGAACAAAAUAUGUUUAUAAAUCUAAUACAUAGGUUAAAACUAUUGUGUAAGUAUUUUGCCAAAGAUUAUUCAUUGAAUUCCUAAUUUUAAUAUUAGCCCCUGCUUAAAAUUAAUUAUCUUAAAUUACAAUUUAAAUUACCAUUUAAAAUAAUACAAUUACUGUUCGUAUUCAAAGCCUAUAAGAGAAAUACAACAUCCCAUGAUUCAACAUUACUGCAACAUUGCCUAAAAUUUACAACCAUUAAAGAACAGACACUAGUUAUAAUUCAUUGUUGUUGGGUACAUCUACAGUCUUAAAUUUUUAGUAUAAAUAAUAACCAACCAUCUGACCUAUGAGACAAAUAUAAGGAAGUUAAUAUCUUCUAGUUUAAUACACAUUGUAUCAGAGAACAGACAGGGUGAACCAAAAUACGUGAAUGAAUUGCACAAACUAAAAUAACAUUUUUAACAGCUUUAUUGAGAUAUAAUAUACAAACCACAUAUUUGUUUACAGUAUACAAUUCAAUAGCUUUUAGCAUAAUUAUAGAAUUGUGUAACUAUCACCAUAAUCUAAUUUUAAAAUAUUUUUAUCACCCUAAAAAGUAACAUCUAUGCAUUAGCUAUUACCCCUGCUCGCCAUCCUCUACUUCUCCCAACCUCUAAACAGCCAUUACUCUAUUUUUGUCACAAUAGAUUUGCCUAUUCUGGACAGCUCAUGUAAGUGGUAUCAAAAAUACGUGUUUUUUGUGACUAGCUUCUUUCACUUAGCUUAUAUUUAAGGUUCAUUAAUGUUGUGGCAUAUAUCAAUGACCCACUUCUUUGUCAAAUAAUAUUUCAUAGUCUCAACAUACCACAUUUUGUUUAUCCAUCCAUCAGUUAAUGGGCAUUUUGGUUGUUUUCACCUUUUAGCUUUUGUAAAUCAUUCUUUUAUGAACAUUCAUGUAUAUGUAUUUGAGUACCUGUUUUAAAUUCCUGUGGAUAUUCCCCUAGGAAUAGAAUUUCUGGGUAAUAUGAUAACUGUGUUUGACAUUGUGAUGUAAAUGAGGUAUAAUUUUUGCAUCCUAUCCCUAACUAAAAUAAAAUCAAUGCUAAGGCAUUUAACUGUCUUUUUAAUGAUGUUUAACAAACUCAUUUGUCUAAGCAUUAAUCAUUACUGGAAUAUCAAUUGAACUUCAAAUUUUAUAUAAUUAAUUCAUAGUUGUUUGCAAAGUACUAUUAAAGCACCAGUAAAUCUCUUUACAUUUUGGAUUAAAAGUUCUAGUUAAAUAUGGAAAGAGCUGCUGAAAGCUGACAGGGUAGCUAGUUGCAUUUUUGUUGUUCUUGUUCCUUAUCCUUAGUGACCUGUACGCCAUCCAUUAACUCCAAACAUUCCUUCUGUGCAUUUUUCCCCUCUUUUUGUUGUGUGUCCAGGAAAAGUUUUUUUUAAGAUUUUCUUAUUCUAGAUAUAAAUAACUGCUAUUAGUUUCUGUCUAGAAAAUGUGAACUCCAUCUAUUUGAAAAACUUCACAGUCAUGCUAAUUUAUCUCUGGAAAGAAGUAAAGUUAUUUUACCUCCUGGAGGUAAAUAAAACACCUUUCCUUGAAACAUUCUUUCAGGCACUACUCUUUUGCCCAGGGUGGUAGAGGAACUAUCUUGACAGGCUGUAGAUUCUAUCUGUUUUGGUCUAUUUAGAGAUGUUCUUUUAAUUCACUGUCACCCAGACUUGGCAGAAAUUUCCUUUAACUCUUUCUUGUCACACACCUGUGAAAUCACCCAGGCAGAUUUCCCCUCCUCUCUUCAUUUCAAAGUGAAUUCAUUUGUUUAAUGAGAUGUUCUUCAAAACACAGGACAAACUUUUGUGACCCCUUUAACUUUCAUUCUUAGAGGCAUUCUAAGCAAAUGAGAAGCUCUCAUUCUAGUAGUUGAGUCCUAGGUACUCAAAGGACUCACUGACCAAAAAUAUAGAACACUAUAAAUAACUGUUUACAGACACAGACAAUUGUACAGGAAACCUCUGAACCCAUUCCUAUAGGAUACAAUUUUAACUGUUCGACAAAUGUAAAUACUGAUACAAAUAUAUACACAAACCCACUGCAGGCAAAACACAAAAUAACUUAAGAUUUCUGUGAAUGUUGUCAUAGGAUAAUUUUCAAAAAGUUAAACAUGACUCUUAAAUAUAGAAUGAACAGUCAAAGAUUUAUUUAACUCAUAAAUGAGGGAGCCAGCAGGAUGGCAAAACUGCUGCAAAGAGUGUUCAAGGAAUUAUUUUUGAAAGGAAUGUUAGAAUAACAUUGCUAGAUAUAAAACUAGGUAAUGUCCUUCAGGGAAAUAAAACUCAUAAUGUUUUGAGUUUUCUUUUCUCCCAGCCAAAAAUCUACAAGACUGGAAUUUAAUCAGUAGAAAUUAGCAAGUAAAAAAAAAGAGUUUUAUUUUCCCAAGUAAUCCAUGGGUGGGCCAAUUAAAUAAUUAUUCAGUAUUACAUUGAAAGGAUAUAUUGCUCUACCUUUCCCUCAUUUGCAAGUUUUGAAUACUUUUUGAAACAAUGUACACUUACUCAUCCUAAAUGUUCUUUUUAAGGGCUUUGGUUGUUUCUUAGUAAUAUAAUAAACAUUAAGCCAUAGAAUGUGUCAAAUACAAAACACUGGUGGUGGAAAUCUUCAAACUUAGAACAUGGGUUCUAGGAACAGAAGUUUUGGGUUCUACACUUCCACAUUUACAUCCCUCCAAUAUCAAAUACUGCUCUGAUUUCACCCUGGGGGAGGAGUCCUGUUUUAACUCCAACCCCAAGUUCAACCACUUCUUAGAGCUCAAACAGCUCUCCAAGCUCUCAACUUAGAUGGCAAGUCAUUUUAAGCACAGUAGAAUGGGAGUCCCUUCAGAUGGCCAUUAGACAUUGACAUUCAAGUGCUCAAAUUGCCAUAUCUCAGAAAAAAAAAAUCCAGCAAUCAAGAAGCAUAACACAAUGGGUAACAAUAGCAUAUAUGCCAUGAAGUACCUUGAUCCAGAGGCUGACAAUAACUCUGUUUCUCUUGAGGUGAGCAGGUCUCCAAGGGAGUUCUGAGAACCAUUGCAACAGGAAUUGACAAGCUGUGGCCCAUGCAGUUUGAGUUAGUGCAACCUGUUUUGGUAUGGCCCACUCACUGAGAUUGGCUUUUCUAAUUUUAAAGGAUUGUUUAAAUUUUUAAAAAAGAAUAUGCAACAUAGGCCAGGCGUAGUGGCUCAAGCCUGUAAUCCCAACACUUUGGGAGGCCAAGGCGGGCAGAUCACGAGGUCAGGAGAUUGAGACCACCCUGGCUAACACGGUGAAACCCUGUCUCUGCUGAAAGUACAAAAAAUUAGCUGGGCAUGGUGGCAGGCGCCUCUCGUCCCAGCUACUUGGGAGGCUGAGGCAGGAGAAUGGCAUGAACCCGGGAGGUGGAGCUUGCAGUGAGCUGAGAUCGUGCCACUGCACUCCAGUCUGGGUGACAGAGCAAGACUCUGUCUCAAAAAAAAAAAAAAAAAAAAAAAGCAACGUAGACCACAUAUGAUUUAUAAACCCUAAGUAUUUGCUUUCGCUCCCUUUAUAGGAAAAAGUUCAUGGAUCCUUGCAUUUUAAAAAAGAUUGACAAUUGACUUGUUAGUGUGUGUUAAAGCUUUAUAAUAAACUUGCUGUAAGGGAGGAGUUUGUUCAUAGGCUAAUUCAGAGAUUUGCUCUUGAUAGGGACAUUUUGUAGCAAAAGAGAAUGGUUAGAAAAAUUACUAGAUUUGACAUCAAAAUAAAACAGUAUUUUGUUAAAGGUCACUAAAUUCUUGGUUGACAGCUGGUCAACUGCAUGGGUCAUAUGUAAUUUCCCAAAAUAAGUCCUAGUGUCAUUAAAGUUCAUGAGAAUCAAUUACAGAAGCAUUUUGUCAGGAACACUCAUUUCUUUCUGAGAGGAGUUUGUAAGUGAUAUCACACAAACAGGUUUGGGACUAUUUUUCUUUUUCAAGGCAAUGUAGUAUAUUUUUAAAAGCAUACACUGGAGUGCUGGGGUGCAGUAAAAGAAAAGUAAAACUGUAGGAAUCUUUUGAUGCCACACUAACUCAUACUUUGUUGGAAAUUUAGAUACACAAUAAAAUAUGAAGAUAAAACACUGGGAAAAGAAUCAGAAGACCAUCACAGAGUGGGUUAGAGCAUUGAAAACAGGAUCUAUGUAGGAAAGAUGAAAGGAAUUGAGAUAUUGCUGCUAAGAUGGGGUCCAGGAAAAAGUUAGUAAUUAUUUCCAGGGGUAUGAAAAGGUCUCUGAAUCUGAGGAGCAAUUUUGUAACUCUUCUGAAAAGUGUAGUCUUGCCUGAAGGUUUAGUCAGAUAACCCCUUAUGAUCAGUCUUGCAUUAUCAUUUAAGACCACACUAGGUACGAGGUUCUCAGUGGUGGAUCAAAGGGAAAAUAAAAGAGGACCACACUGGGUGCAGAUCACCAGAUCCACUGGCUUUCUAGGGGAUUAAAAAGAAAGCCACUGUCCCAGAGGACUUACUCUAUGACAGAAGGAUAGGGUAAACAAAUAUACAAGUGGCAAGUUAUGGGGUCGAAGUAUCACAGGAGAAGGGGGAAAUUGUUGCAAUAUAUAAACAUCUGAAAAGGGACACAAUUAAAAAUACAGCUCAUAAGACAAAGAUCUGGAGGAGGUGGGGAGACACAGAUAUCUGCGGAGGAGAGGUCUGAGAAGAGGGGACAGCAAAUAUAAAUAUGUUCCCCUGGCAUGAUGGAGGAACAGCAAGAAGGCCAGUGUGGGUGCACAGCUCUGAGCAAUGGGGAGAGUGGUCGUUAAGAGAGGGUGCUGUAGGCUCAUGAAGUGUCUUGUCCACCUCUACUCUGAAUGAGAUGAGGAACCAUUAGAGAGUUCUUAAUCUGACUUGAGUUUUCAAAGGAUCACUCUGGCUGUGGUAUAGAGCAAUCAUUAGCCAACCUUUUGGUCUCAGGGCAUUUGUACUCAAAUUAUUGAAAAUUCUAAAGAGCUCUAACCCCUAAGAGCUCAGAAAUGUAAAUUUGAUUAUUUAUUUAUUUAUUUUAAAAUAACAAUAAUGCCACUGAAUGUUAACACAAGUAACAUAUGUUUUGAAAUUAUAUUUUCCAAAACAAAAGAACAAAAAGAUGUCAGUGUUUAAGUUUUUGCAAAUGUCUUUAAUGUCUGGCAAUCAGUCUGUUCACUGUCAUGUAUCAUGUAGCCUCUAGAAAGCUUCACUGUGCAUUCACAAGACAAUGAAUUUAAAAGGCCAAUAAUGUUUAAUAGUCUUGUGAAAAUAGUUUUGACCUCACUGAUUCCCCAAAAAGGCACACUGUGAGAAACAGUGGUAAAGAGUAGACUAACUGUAAGAGACAAGGAUGGAACCUAUUGUAAUAAACCAAAUGAGACAUGCUGGUGCCUUGGGUUAUAGCAGGAGAGGUAGGGAGAACUGGUUAGAUUCUAGAUAGAUUUUAAAGAUUGAGCCUACAGGUUUUGCUAACAGAAUAGACCUGAAUGUAAGAGAGAAAAAUUAAAAAUUGACUCCGAGGUUUUGACCCAGAGGAACUGCAAAAAUGGAUUUCCUAUGUACUGAAAUAUGGAUGGUUGUGGAAAUAGCAGAUUUGGGGUGAAAUGAAGAAUUAUUUUGGACUCGUUAAUUUCAGUCCAGCAGUAUCACUACUAGGUAUCUACCCAAAGGAAAAUAAAUCAUUAUAUCAAAAAGCUACCUGCACUUGUAUGUUUAUCGCAGCAUCAUUUGUAACAGCAAAGAUAUGAAAUCAAUCUAAGUGUCCAUCAAUGGAUGACUGGAUAAAGAAAAUGUGGUAUAUAUACACAAUGGAAUAUUAUUCAGCCAUGGAAAAGGAUGAAAUCAUGUCUUUUGAUGGAUAGACAUGAUAGAACAUGGAUAGAACUGGAGGCCAUUUUCUUAAGUGAAACAGCUCAGAAACAAAUAGUGCAUGUUUUCAUUGAGAAGUAGGAGCUAAAUAAUGUGAACACAUGGACAUAGAGUGGAAUAAUAGACAUUGGAGACUUGGAAGGGUAGAAGUGAGGAGGCAGGUAAGGGAUGAGAAAUUACUUAAUAAAUACAAUGAACAUUAUUCAGGUGAUAAUUACACUAAAAUCCCAGACUUCACCACUACCCAGUAUAGCCAUGUAGCAAAAUUGCACUUGUACCCUUUAAAUUUAUACAAAAAAAGAGAAAUGUCUACUAAACAUCCAGUUGGAAAUGUCAAGUCAGCAGCUGGAUAUUUAAGUCUCAAUUCAGGGGAUGGAUGUCUUACUCUCUUUAUAUUCCUCAAUACUUUUUAAGGAGAGAAUACAUAAAAAUAAAUUUUCUGUGUCCUUCUAUGUCUGAAAUACACUAUUUAUUCUACUCUCAAAUUUGAAAGUUAGUUUGGUUGAGUACUAAACUCUACAUUGACAACCACUUUCACUAAGAAUUUGAAGGCUUUUUACAACUAUUUUCUGGCAUACAAUAUUGUUGGCGAAAAGUGUAAUACUGAUCUGAUGUUUGUUUCUUUGUAUGCACCCUUUUACCCUCUCUAUUUGCUGCCUCCUCCAAGCUUUUAGGAUCUUCUCAUUAUCCCCAAUGUUCAUGACAGUAUGGGUCUUUAUUAAUUCAUUGUGUGCUAGCACUUUAGUAAGCCUUUUUUUUUUUUUUUUUUUUUAAGACAAGGUCUUGCUAUGUUGCCCAGACUGGAUUUGAACUCCUAGGCCCAAGUGAUCCUCCUUUCUCAGCCUCUCGAAUAGCUGGGAUUACAGGCAUGAGCCACCAUGCCCAGCUAGUCGACCUUUUUAAUAUGAAGUCUCAUGUCCUACAGUUUGGGAAAAUUUUCUUGCACUCUCUUCUUGAUACCUCUGUGUCAUUUUCUCCUUUCACUCUUUAGUUAAUUUCCAUUAUUCAAACAUUGAAUCUGGUGUCUGUAUAUUAUUUUUCCCCGUCUGUUUUUUUUCUACUUUAAGAUGAAUUUCAUCAACAUUAUCUAACCUUAUGCUGAUUUUUUCACUAUCUUAUUUUUAAUUUCCAAGUUUUUUUCAGUGUGUUUAUUUUAUAAAUACAGUAUCUCCUGCUAGCUCUCUGAGAAUAUUAAUUAUAGUUAGGAAUUUUUUAAAUGUGAACUCCUGCUCUCUGCUUUACUUUUGGUUUUAAUGUGUCUUUAUUUGUUCCUUUGAUUGUAUAUUUGUCUUAUUUAUAUCUGUCUUUCAGUUGGAGGCAUUCCUCAAAUGACUGAUGAUCUGUAUCUGUAUCUUCAAAUGUCUUAGUUUGUUUUGUGCUGCUAUAACAGAAUACUAAGACUGGAUAAUUUAUAAUGAAUAUAAAAUUUUGGGCUUACAGUUCUGAAGGCUGGGAUCCCAAUAUCAAGUUGCAGGCAUCUGGUGGGGCCUUCUUGUAGCAUUAUCAUAUGGCAGAAGUCAUCACAUGGUGGAAUAGCAAAAAGCUAGAGAGAGCAAGAGCCAGAGGGGGCAAAUCCACUCCCAUGAUAACACUAAUGCAUGCAUGAGGGCAGAGCCCUCAUGACCUAAACAACUCUUAAAGAUCUCUUUACUGCCCUUGCUAACAUGUAUCCCUUACUUGUCUGUUGAAGAUGAUGAAUACUAAGCCUGCAUCCCAUCUCAGAGGUGGAGAGGAAGGUAUAUGGAGGGCUCUUUUAAGGACACAACUCCAAGUUGAGUUCAUCUUUUCUGUUUAUAUGCCAUUGGCUAGGACGAAGUCCCACACCAUACCUGCCUUCAAGGGGACUGGAACAUGCACUUUAUUAUUACGUAAAAAGGAGAGGGUAAAUACUGGAAAACAAGCAGCUGUGUCUCUGACUGUGAUGCUGCCAUCUUACAGCUAGAGGUACAAAGAGCACAGGGACAUUGUAGUAGCUCACAACAAAGAUUCAACAUGAGGGCUCUUUCAGUGACCUUUCCUGAAGAUUGUAUGACUCACCUUCCAAGAACUCUCCCUUGAGGGGACGUGUUGAUCCCACAGAUUGCAGCUAGUUUCCUUAGCCUCAGCUGCUAACCAUCCUGUAGACCCUAUAAAGGCAGCUGUGUUUCUGGAUGGCAGUGGUCAGAGGAACAGGCCUUCCGUAAGCUGGCGAUCUUCACAUCAUCGGGUCUAACUGCCUGUCAGGUGUGGGGUGGGGAUGGGCCCUUACUCUUAAGCACCUGUUCAUUAACUUUAUCAUUAUUGGUCUUAGCUAUCGAGGCUUUCUUAAAACUUCGGGUUAUGCUCCAGAGAUGCUAGGUACUGAAUAAGCUCAAAGAGUCACAUAGUCAGUGGGGAAUCUAGUAGAAAUGCACAUUUGAGACCUCUGGGUUUCCAGGCAUGUAAUUCAAGAAUUGGGGCAGGUUGGCAUUUCACAGAGUUUGGUUUCUAUAUAUCCAUGCAACAAGCAUAGGUAACACAUGGAGUUAGAGAUAAUUGAUUGGGAGGAAUUGGCCUGUCUUGAUGCAAUGGAAAAAAUAGCAAAUGUUUUCAAGAGGACACCACAAUUUGGGGGUACUGUUUGGCACUUUCCAUGAACAGCAGAUGUAGUGGAACAUACAGUAAAUUGGAUUUUUUAGAAUCCAGAAGAUUCCCAAGAGAGAAGCCUAGCUAUUUUUUUUAUUCAAAGUUUAUUAAACAAUACAAACAUUGUUCUAAAAAGCAAGAAGUCAGGAAAUAUUUUCUUAAUUAAAUAAUGUAGUUGACAAUUUUCACAUUUACUGCCAGCUACUUAUCCAAGUGUGCGUGAUUCAGAGGGGUUAAAUAACCUGCCCAAAGUCACUAGCUAGUAGCCAUAGAGCUAGAUUUCAAACCUAGGUCUUUCUGGCUAUAAAACAUACAUUGUAACUAUUUCAUUAUAUUAUACAAAAUGGUGAGUAGAGAUGGCUUCCUUUUAUUUUUAUUUUUUAGAUUAAUGUGGCCACUUAUGACUAAACUUAGAAUUCUGAAAAUGCAGAUGUCCAAUGAGGUAGUAGUAUAUACAUCUAAGGCAAUAACAGGAGUCUUUUUUGUUUGUUUUACUGUUGUCAUAUAUUGCCUUGGACUAAGUACUUCAUAUCACCCUAAGUGUACAAAACUGUAAUCAGUUCAUAGGAAAAGAAUUUGUACAAAAUUAAAAUUUUGCAUUAAGGUGCUAUUACUAUAUUGUUGGUAUCCUAAAUAGGAGCAUAUCCUGUCUUUAUGAAUGGUUUGCCUAACGUGGUAGUGGGCCCAGGAAGUAGUGACCGUUGUGGUUUAGAAGAUGCUUAGUAUGGCUGGGCAUGGUGUCUCACACCUGUAUACCCAACACUUUGGGAGGCCAAGGCAGGCGGAUCACGAGGUCAGGAGUUCGAGACCAGCCUGGCCAAUAUGGUGAAACCCCGUCUCUACUAAAAAUACAAAAAUUAUCUGGGCGUGGUGGCACAUGCCUAUAGUCCCAGCUACUUGGGAGACUGAGGCAAGAGAAUCGCUUGAACCCAGGAGGCAGAGGUUGCAGUGAGCUCAGAUCGCACCACUUACUCCAGCCUGGGUGACAGAGCAAGACUACGUAUCAAAAAAAAAAAAAAGAUGCUUAGUAUAAUGAAAAAUUACUAAGAAUUUCUGAAAAAUUUUCAGGGGACCUAUUCUUCAAAAGAAGGGAAAAAAUUUUAAACCUGAACUGGAGUCAUGUACAUAUUAGAAUAUUUUAUAAACAAAAACAUAGUUGAUAAGAUGUGUCAUUAAUGUUAAGCAGCAGAUUUACUUCCAGAGGAUCUCAGGAAUUAAGUGUAUGACUGUGUGUAACUUUACAUUUACUCAGCUGAACUAAGAUUUUUUUUUUUAUUGAAAUAUACCAUGCUUUCAAAAAGCCCCCUUGUGCCACAUCCAAGAGCAGAAUAGGUUCCUUAUAUAAGGAAACCGCAAAUCUUGAAAACAGCAGUUUUCCUUUAUGUUCUUUGACCACACUACUGUUUGGUUUAACUAGCGUUUCUGGUAUUGGAGUUGUUUGAGUCUCAGAAUGACUUUGCUUAGAAUUUUUAUAUUUCUGCCCAGCCUCUUCCUGUUGACAUAUUUGAACUGAAUCAAAAUUAUUUGAGUGAUCAUCGUAAGCGUUGUUAAAUAUAGCAUUUGAAAACAGUCUAAGGGUCUGAAAUAUUAACCUAUUCGGGUGUGUUUGCUUGGAAACCUGGAAUGAAGACUGUUUGAAAAUAUAUUUGUUUUUAGAAUAUAAUCUGAAAAAGGCUUUAAAAAUUCUGAGGCUCAGUAAAGUUUUAAAAUAGUAAUUAUUCAUAUCUCAACAUCUCAGACACCAAGGCAUUUUAUGUAGUGGAAAUGAGGAAGGUGGUAGAAUCACUAUGUUUUAAAAAUAUGCAGCUAUGUCCUCAUUUUAAGGAAGAUUAUACCUAAAUACCAUUUCUAUUUUUAUAUCAGGAUCAUCUAUGAACAGGAUUAAGGAAAUCCUCAUUAUCUUUCCAAAACUACACAAUUGAUAUAAAAUUUAACAUUUGUGUCAUUAUUUUUCAUUCUGAGUGAUAAACUAUAAAAUGUUUCUUGAAAAUAUGUAUGUACCAUAUGCUGAAAACAGGCACAUUUCUGACAGGGAAAUGAACUGCCUGUACUCUCAUUUGGCUAUUGGGUGAAGUGUAGAUUCCAGUGUUUAAAUUCUUUAAAGUUUAUAAGUGCCUGACCAAGAGGCUAUAGAGCUAAAAGAUUUAUAGGCAAAGAAUUAGGAGCCACUGCUAAUGGAAAAGCAAACAAAUUUAAAAGAAAACGUAUCUGAGUAUGUGUAUAUUACACUCUAAGUAUGAUAUAUAUUUAAAAGUGUCUCUGAUAUUAUAAUGAGAGUUAAUAGGAAAUUUUAGGUUGUGUCUUCUCUAGUUUUGUUAGUGUGUGUGUGUGUGUGUGUGUGUGUGUGUGUGUGUGUCUGUGAUGAAGUCUUACUAUGUUGCCCAGGCUGGUCUCAAACUCUGGGGCUCAAGCAGUCCUCCCACCUUAGCCUCCCAAGUAGCUAGACUGUGUCAGCCCAGCUAUCCCAGUUUUUAUGAAACACUUCUGUAAAGGAAAAUAACCUUUCCUGUUAACUAAUUCCUAUAUUCAUUCAAGAAGGAAUUCAACUCAGUUUUCAAUUGUUUUGUUCUGUUGUCUACAGAAUGUUAGGUUUAGUGACUUAGAUUAACCAAUUCUAAAAACAGCAAGCAGAGGGGUUGUAUGCAGGCCCCUCUGCUUACUGCUCUGUAACCCCAGGCAAGAUAUUGACCUUCCUAAGCCUCCAUUUCUUGAGUAAGAGUAGGCUUAUAGUACCCGGAGCCCAGAGAUAUUUCGGCGUUAAGUAAUGUAAUAUGUAUGAUGCGCCUGACACUUCUAAGUACACAGUAAACCUUAGCUCGUGUUAUGAUGGAGGUGGGGUUUUCCUUUAUAGAUAAAGAGAACUUCAUUUUACGGUAACAGUAAUUAACUGUUACUGUUAAUAAAACUGUCAAUAAAAUGGUAAUGAACUGUUACUCUAAAAUAAAACACUUAUAAAUGUGGACCCCAUCGGAACUACAGUUUUAAUGUUCAAAGCAUCAUCUACGUUGAGAAACUGUUUUGAGAGGUAAAUCAUUGCUGUACAUGUGGAAUAGCUCUGUGUCAUACAAAAGUGUUACUGCUCAGACAACUAGGUCAAGGGCUGGGCAUGCCAAAAUGAGCAACCUGGUCUCUGCCCUUACAGAAUUUACAGUGUGGGAGUGGAGAUAGUUGAGAAUAUAAAUAACCCAGGGGAGUGAAGGGGUGAACAGAGCAAGUAGGAAAGUGUUGAUCUUGGACUGCUUAUGAAAAUACUCAGCCACGGGCUUCCAAAAUAGGACACUGCAGCUGUGGUCUGAGACCCCUUCAAAUAUUAUCCAAGCAUUGUGCUCUUCUUGAGAGAGGGUGGGCUGUGUGGGGAAGCCUGACAGUCCUGAUGUGGUGAUCUGGGAAUGGGUGGUGUCCAGGUAAGUAUUAACCAAAGAUGUGAUAUUAAAAUAUAAAUUCAUGGAGUACUGAAAUCAUUUUAAAUGAGUAAACCCUGCCUUUGGUAGGCCCAGAUAAAGCUCUGGUUUUUCCCUAAGACUGCACUUAGUGCGUAGCUGUACUUUUUAUCACAAACAGAAGAAACAGAUGUUUUGGGGAGAAUAGGUCUCAACCUCACCUACAUGUUGGAAUCACUUGAGGACCUUUAAAACAAAACAAAACAAAAACCUCAUGCCUGUACCCCACUCCAGGGGUUCUGAUUUAACUGCACCCAGGCAUCAGUGUUUUUAAAACUCUCCAGAUGAUUCCAAUGUGCAGCCAAGGUUGAGAGCCACUCUUCCUCCCUAUCCUAGGUUUUAUUUCCCCCCAGAUGUUCCCUAAUAAAUUUCAGGAGACUAGCUCAGCCAAAUUCUGUCAACAAGUUUUCUAAUCAGAAGUUAUUAAUUUAACACCAGUCCGUGUGUUUUCCCUUUGAAAACAUGUGCACUUUCUGCGUUUCGGUAAGUAAUAUUGGCUCCUGGAGAAAUAUUCAUCUUAAGCUCCUAGUGGAGCAAAAGAACCUUUCUCAUCUAGCACCCUGCCUCCAGACAGCAAGCUCACCAUCAAAACAUGAUUCACUGUCCUAUUUUUCACAUCUCCUUGGCAUGACCAACCCUCAGAUUUCAUCCUGUAACCAUUUAUUUGGUCAUUUAACAAUGGGUUGUUUCUUCCUAAAUCUCUCAUGCAGCAGUUUAAAGCCUGUAAUGUGCAAAGUUGAAGCAUUUUGUAUUUGGCACUGAAGUCUAUCCGUGGACAUCCAGGCUCUGGACUCCUCUGGUAGCCUUUUGUAUUCCUUUGCUUGUCUCAAUUUACAUAGUGUUUCUUUUUGUUUUGUUUUGUUUUCCAAGUUUCAGUUAUUUACUAAUCAGUGCAAUCGCCAAUAGAUUGCAUCAACAUGAUUUCAUGCAUUUAGAGGAGAAGUAUUUCCUGGUUAAGCGGAAAAUUGUGUGGAUGGCUUCUGGAAGACCUUCAUUCUAAAGCAGCUUUAUAGUGAAACAUUUGUUAGAAAUCUGGACCUUCUUUCUUCAGUUUGCUGUAAUCCACAUGUACUGAGUAGAACUUGUAUUGAUCAUUGGGAGUCAGUUUGUUCCAGGGCUCUGGAUUGUUCUUUCUGUCCCAACUAACAUCUGGAUUGAACAAUGCCAGACACAAGAGAUACAGUGCUGCUCCAGUACCUCCAGCUCCAAUGAAUACAAAGGGAGAUCAAGCUUAGAUGCUUCUUGGACUGAGUGAUGAUCUGGCGGAGCAUGUUUGCUGAAGAGGCCUCCAACUGGAAAGGAGAGAACCAGCCUAGCCACCAGGCUCUGGGCUAAGUAGUAUCUCCAUAGUGUUUCUUUAUAGAUUCUGUUUCUACCACUUUACUCUUUUAAUUAACAGAUAUCUAGUGAAUGACAAAUAUAGGCCAGACACUCUUCUGGGCAUUAGGGACAAAACAUUUUGCAAAUUGGGCAAAAAUUUCUGCCCUCCUGGGACUUGCAUUCAAGUGGGAGGAGAGAGAAAAGAAAAUGAAUAAUUAGCUAAAAUAUAUAUAGUAUGUUCAAAGGUGUUAAGUGCUAUGGAGAAAAAUAAGGCAGGGCAGGGGGAAAGGGAGUGCUAUGGCUGAGAUGUGGUGUGAUAUUAAAUCGGCUUUGCAGUAUUAUUUAAACAAGAGGAGGGUGAAGGCUUGGACCAGAGGAGUAGUGAUAGAAAUGGUGAAAAGUGGUUGCAAUCUGGGUACGUUUCAGCAAGGCCUAAAGAAGGUGAAGGAUUGAGCCCUGCAGAUACCAGGAAGAUGAGAAUUCCAGACAGAGCUGUUGCAAAUGCAAAAGCAGGAGUGAACAUGGGGUGCCAAGAAACGACUAUAACAGGGGCAUCCGAUCUUUUGGCCUCCCUGGGACACAUUGGAAGAAGAAGAAUUGUCUUGGGCCACACAUAAAAUACAUUAAUGAUAGCUGAUGAGCUAAAAGAAAAAAAAUCACAAAAUCUCAUAAUAUUUUAGGAAAGCUUGCAAAUUUCUGUUGGGUCAUAUUCAAAGCCAUCCUGGGCCACAAGCGGUCUGCAGGCCACAGAUUGGACAAGCUUGUGCUAGAAGGCCCAGUGUGGCUGGAGCAAAGCGAGUGUGCAGGAGAGGGCUAUGAGACUGGUGUGGGGUGGAAGUGAGAUUGCAGAGGGCCUUUUAGGACUUUUGUAAAGAUUUUGGCUUUUUCACUGAGUGAGAUGGAGAAUUAUUAGAGGAUUUUGAAUGGAGAAGGAACCCAGGAUCAUUCUGGUUGCUCACUUGAGACGACUCUCUAGGGGUCAUUGGUAGAAGUGGAGAGACUAAUCAGGAAGAUAUUUCAAUAAUCUAAUUGAGAGAUGAUGGUGUCUUGGAUCGGGGUAGUAGCUAAGAUGGGUCAGAAAUCAUUGGAAUCUGAAUAUAUUUUUGUAGGUAAAAUUUUUUGCCCUUAUGUCUAUGUAAUAUUUUUCGAUAUUCCUCUUAAAAUAGAGCCCUAAACUCCAGUAAGGGACCUGAAUAAUGUUAGUUAUAGCAAAAGGUUAACUGUCUGACUCUUGAAUACCAUAAAUUUAGUGUUGUGUUUUCUGCCCCCGCCAUGGGGUAGAUAUUAUUUUCCUAUGUUUCUUUUUUUUAUUAUUAUACUUUAAGUUCUGGGAUACAUGUGCAGAACCUGCAGGUUUGUUACAUAGGUAUACAUGUGCCGUGGUGGUUUGCUGUGCCCAUCAACCCAUCGUCUACAUUAGGUAUUUCUCCUAAUGGUAUCCCUCCCCCAGCCUCCCAUCCCCCGACAGGCCCCAGUGUGUGAUGUUCCCCUCCCUGUGUCCAUGUGUUCUCAUUGUUCAACUCCCAUUUAUGAGUGAGAACAUGCAGUGUUUGGUUUUCUGUUCUUGUGUUAGUUUGCUGAGAAUUAUGGUUUCUAGCUUCAUCCAUGUCCCUGCAAAGGACAUGAACUCAUCCUUUUUUAUGGCUACAUAGUGCAUGGUGCAUAUGUGCCACAUUUUCUUUAUCCAGUCUAUCAUUGAUGGGCAUUUCGGUUGGUUCUAAGUCUUUGCUAUUGUGAAGAGUGCUGCAAUAAACAUACAUGUGCAUGUGUCUUUAUAGUAGAAUGAUUUAUAAUCCUUUGGGCAUAGACCUAGUAAUGGGAUUGCUGGGUCAAAUGGUGUUUCCGGUUCUAGAUCCUUGAGGAAUUGCCACACUGUCUUCCACAAUGGUUGAACUAAUUUACACUCCCACCAACAGUGUAAAAGCGUUCCUAUUUCUCCACAUCCUCUCCAGCAUCUGUUGUUUCCUGACUUUUUAAUGAUCGCCAUUCUAACUGGUGUGAGAUGGUAUCUCAUUGUGGUUUUGAUUUGCAUUUCUCUGAUGACCAGUGAUGAUGAGCUUUUUUUCAUGUUUGUUGGCUGCAUAAAUGUCUUCUUUUGAGAAGUGUCUGUUCAUAUCCUUCGCCCACUUUUUGAUGGUGUUGAUUUUUUUCUUGUAAACUUGUUUAAGUUCUUUGUAGAUUCUGGAUAUUAGCCCUUUGUCAGAUGAAUAGAUUGCAAAAAGUUUCUCCCAUUCUGUAGGUUGCCUGUUCACCCUGAUAACAGGUUUUUUUGUUUGUUUGUUUGUUUGUUUUUUGCUGUGCAGAAGCUCUUUAGUUUAAUUAGAUCCCAUUUGUCAAUUUUGGCUUUUGCCAUUGCUUUUGGUGUUUUAGUCACGAAGCCUUUGCCCAUGCCUAUGUCCUGAAUGGUAUUGUCUAGAUUUUCUUCUAGGGUUUUUAUGGUUUUAGGUCUUACAUUUAAGUCUUUAAUCCAUCUUGAGUUAAUUUUUGUAUAAGGUGUAAGGAAGGGGUGCAGUUUCAGUUUUCUGCAUAUGGCUAGCCAGUUUUCCCAACACCAUUUACUAAAUAGGGAACCCUUUCCCCAUUUCUUGUUUUUGUCAGGUUUGUCAAAGAUCAGAUGGUCAUAGAAGUGUGGUGGUAUUUCUGAGGCCUCUGUUCUGUUCCAUUGGUCUAUAUAUCUGUUUUGGUACCAGUACCAUGCUGUUUUGAUUACUGUAGCCUUGUAGUAUAGUUUGAAGUCAGGUAGCAUAAUGCCUCCAGCUUUGUUCUUUUGGCUUAGGAUUGUCUUGGCUAUGUGAGCUCUUUUUUGGUUCCAUAUAAAAUUUAAAGUAGUUUUUUCUAAUUAUGUGAAGAAAGUCAAUGGUAGCUUGACAGUGAUAGCAUUGAAUUUAUAAAUUACUUUGGGCAGUAUGGCCAUUUUCACGAUAUUGAUUCUUUCUGUCCAUGAGCAUGGAAUGUUUUUCCAUUUGUUUGUGUUCUCUCUUAUUUCCUUGAGCAGUGGUUUGUAGUUCUUGAAGAGGUCCUUCACAUCCCUUGCAAGUUGUGUUCCUAGGUAUUUUAUUCCCUUUGUAGUAAUUGUGAAAGGGAGUUCACUCAUGAUUUGGCUGUUUGUCUGUUAUUGCUGUAUAGGAAUGCUUGUGAUUUUUACACUUUGAUUUUGUAAAAAUCAAAGUCUUGAGACUUUGCUGAAGUUGCUUAUCAGCUUAAGGAGAUGAUGAUGGGGUUUUCUAAAUAUACAACCAUGUCAUCUGCAAACAGAGACAAUUUGACUUCCUCUCUUCCUAUCUGAAUAUCCUUUAUUUCUUUCUCUUGCCUGAUUGCCCUGGCCAGAACUUCCGAUACUACAUUAAAUAGGAGUGGUGAGAGAGGGCAUCCUUGUCUUGUGCCGGUUUUCAAAGGGAAUGCUUCUAGCUUUUGCCCAUUCAUUAUGAUAUUGGCUGUGGGUUUGUCAUAAAUAGCUCUUAUUAUUUUGAGAUACAUUCCAUUAAUACCUAGUCUAUUGAGAGUUUUUAGCAUGAAAGGGUGUUGAAUUUUGUUGAAGGCCUAUUCUGCAUCUAUUGAGAUAAUCAUGUGGUUUUUGUCAUUGGUUCUGUUUAUGUGAUGGAUUAUGUUUAUUGAUUUGUGUAUGUGUAGGCCUAGGUUAAUAUACAUGUUGGUGUCUUCAUUUUUAGUUAAAAAGUUUAAAAAGCAAAAUAUAAUAAUUUAAUAGCAAAAAACUUAUUGAAUAAGGAAUAAAAUAUAUUUUUGUGCAGCUAUAAAAUGUGUUUGUGUUUUAAGCCAAAUGUUAUUAUAAGUGUCAAAAAGUUAAAAAGAAUGUUUAAAGUUUAAAAAGUAAAAAAGUUGCAGUAACCUACAGCUUACUGUUGAAGAAAGAAAAAUAUUUUUUUAUAAAUUUAGUGUAGCCUAGGUGUACAGUGUUUAUUAUAAAGUCUACGGCAGUGCAGAGUAACAUCCUAGACCCUCACAUUCACUCACCACUCACUUGCUGACCCAUCCAGAGCAACUUCCAGUCCUGCCAACUCCAUUCAUGGUAAGUACCCUAUACAGGUAUACUAUUUUUAAUCUUUUAUACAUUUUUUAUUGUACCUUUCCUAUGUUUCGAUACACAAAUACUUACUAUUGUGUUGCAGUUACCUACAGGAUUCAGUACAGGAAAAUGCUGUACAGACUUAUAGCCUAGGAGCAAGAGGCCAAACCCUAUAGCCAAAGUGUGUAGUAGGCUAUACCAUCUAGGAUUGUAUAAGUACACUCUAUGACAUCCACACGACAAAAUUGCCUAAUGAUGCGUUUCCCAGAACGUAUCCCUAUUGUUCAGCAACAUAUGACUGCAUUUUGACCCAAAUGAUCAAUGAUUGCUAUUGCACUGCUGUUGCUUAAUAAACAUGUACAUUCCCUUCUUGCAGUCUUUACCUUAUUCCAUGGUAGGUCCCUGGAAGUUGACAGAGGCCGGCAAUGUGAGUAGAGGAAAAAACAUGAUACUGUUAAUAAUAUAAAGGAGACGAGUUAACGGGUGCAGCACACCAACAUGGCACACGUAUACAUAUGUAACAAACCUGCACGUUGUGCACAUGUACCCUAGAACUUUUAAGUAUAACAAAAAAAUAUAUGUAUAUAAAGAAGCCCAUGAUUCAAAACAAAUGAGGCCCAGGACAGUUCUUGUCCCACUCCUCUCCUUCGUUCCUUCUCCCAACUCUCUAAAUAAGAUAGAAUUGUCCUUUUCCAGCUCCAUGCGGAUCUCUCAGGUGGCCUCUUAUGACUUCUUUGCUUCCUCUUUGCCCCUAAACAGGGUGCAGGUAUCAUGAGAAAAUGCAGAGUAGUACAAAAGAAAUCUGGUGUUCUCUUCCCCAAAACCAAGUGCACCUUACUCUAAUUUCUGGUAGUCACAUAAACAUUUCUGUUAUUCAUUUUAAUAACUGGAAGAAUUUCAGAUUAAGUAGAUGCUCAUUUCUCAUUUCAUUGGUUCAGCAAUUACUUAUUGAGUACUUUUUAUGUGCCAGAUACUGUUCUAGGCUCUGGGAGACAGGAAUGAACAAAACAAAGUCCCCAUUUCUUAGGGAGCUUACCUUAUGAUGCAGCAGAGAGACAGAAGUACAACUAAUAUUCAAAUGCUCAGCACAGAAGGUUCUUGCUGUUUUGCUGCACCAAGUUCUUGGAAAUCACAUACAGAUCCCCCUAAAGGAGACUGGAACAGUGCAAUAUUUGGGGACUGCAUUCUCCACCCAAGGAUUUAGCAUCAAAUGAAAAACAGGUGUAACCAAGAGCGUAACACAAAAGAGCUUCAGUGGCUCGGCAGCUAAUGCACUGUUGGAGUAGUGGUUAAAUAUUUGGAGGGAUUACAAAUCCCACUGAAGACUAGAAAAGAGCUGUGGACUUUCUCUUCAGAAAAAUAAACAUGAUUCCCGUGACAGAAUUCCGGCAGUUCUCUGAGCAGCAGCCUGCCUUCCGAGUGCUGAAGCCAUGGUGGGAUGUGUUUACCGAUUACCUCUCAGUAGCCAUGCUCAUGAUCGGCGUAUUUGGAUGUACUUUACAGGUCAUGCAAGACAAGAUAAUCUGCCUUCCAAAAAGAGUGCAGCCUUCUCACAACCACUCUUCCCUUUCGAAUGUCUCUCAAGCAGUUGCCAGUACCACUCCACUGCCUCCACCUAAACCAUCUCCUGCUAACCCCAUCACUGUGGAAAUGAAAGGCCUGAAGACAGAUUUGGACCUUCAGCAGUACAGCUUUAUAAACCAGAUGUGUUAUGAGCGAGCCCUCCAUUGGUAUGCCAAGUAUUUCCCUUACCUUGUCCUCAUCCAUACCCUGGUCUUUAUGCUCUGCAGUAACUUUUGGUUCAAAUUCCCUGGAUCCAGCUCCAAAAUAGAACAUUUCAUCUCCAUUCUGGGGAAGUGUUUUGACUCUCCUUGGACCACACGGGCUUUGUCUGAAGUGUCUGGGGAGGACUCGGAAGAAAAGGACAACAGGAAGAACAACAUGAACAGGUCCAACACCAUCCAAUCUGGUCCAGAAGGCAGCCUGGUCAACUCUCAGUCUUUAAAGUCCAUUCCUGAGAAGUUUGUAGUUGAUAAAUCCACUGCAGGGGCUCUGGAUAAAAAGGAAGGUGAGCAGGCUAAGGCCUUAUUUGAGAAGGUGAAGAAGUUCAGGCUGCAUGUGGAAGAAGGUGAUAUUCUAUAUGCCAUGUAUGUUCGCCAGACUGUACUUAAAGUUAUCAAAUUCCUAAUCAUCAUUGCAUAUAACAGUGCUCUGGUUUCCAAGGUCCAGUUUACAGUGGACUGUAAUGUGGACAUUCAGGACAUGACUGGAUAUAAAAACUUUUCGUGCAAUCAUACCAUGGCACACUUGUUCUCAAAACUGUCCUUUUGCUAUCUGUGCUUUGUUAGUAUCUAUGGAUUGACGUGCCUUUAUACCUUAUACUGGCUGUUCUACCGUUCUCUACGGGAAUAUUCCUUUGAGUAUGUCCGUCAGGAGACUGGAAUUGAUGAUAUUCCAGAUGUGAAAAAUGACUUUGCUUUUAUGCUUCAUAUGAUAGAUCAGUAUGACCCUCUCUAUUCCAAGAGAUUUGCAGUGUUCCUGUCUGAAGUCAGUGAAAACAAGUUAAAGCAGCUGAACUUAAAUAACGAAUGGACUCCCGAUAAACUGAGGCAGAAGCUACAGACAAAUGCCCAUAAUCGACUGGAAUUGCCUCUUAUCAUGCUCUCUGGCCUCCCAGACACUGUUUUUGAAAUCACAGAGUUGCAAUCUCUAAAACUUGAAAUCAUUAAGAACGUAAUGAUACCAGCCACCAUUGCACAGCUAGACAAUCUUCAAGAGCUCUCUCUGCACCAGUGUUCUGUCAAAAUCCACAGUGCGGCACUCUCUUUCCUGAAGGAAAACCUCAAGGUCUUGAGCGUCAAAUUUGAUGACAUGAGGGAACUCCCCCCCUGGAUGUAUGGGCUCCGAAAUCUGGAAGAGCUGUACCUAGUUGGCUCUCUAAGUCAUGAUAUUUCCAGAAAUGUCACCCUUGAGUCUCUGCGGGAUCUCAAAAGCCUUAAAAUUCUCUCUAUCAAAAGCAACGUUUCCAAAAUCCCUCAGGCAGUGGUUGAUGUGUCCAGCCAUCUCCAGAAGAUGUGCAUACAUAAUGAUGGCACCAAGCUGGUGAUGCUCAACAACUUAAAGAAGAUGACCAAUCUGACCGAGCUGGAGCUGGUCCACUGUGACCUGGAGCGUAUUCCUCAUGCUGUGUUCAGCCUACUCAGCCUCCAGGAAUUGGACCUGAAGGAAAACAAUCUGAAAUCUAUAGAAGAAAUCGUUAGCUUUCAGCACUUAAGAAAGUUGACAGUGCUAAAACUAUGGCAUAACAGCAUCACCUACAUCCCAGAGCAUAUAAAGAAACUCACCAGCCUGGAACGCCUGUCCUUUAGUCACAAUAAAAUAGAGGUGCUGCCUUCCCACCUCUUCCUAUGCAACAAGAUCCGAUACUUGGACUUAUCGUACAAUGACAUUCGAUUUAUCCCACCUGAAAUUGGAGUUCUACAAAGUUUACAGUAUUUUUCCAUCACAUGUAACAAAGUGGAAAGCCUUCCAGAUGAACUCUACUUCUGCAAGAAACUUAAAACUCUGAAGAUUGGGAAAAACAGCCUAUCUGUACUUUCACCGAAAAUUGGAAAUUUGCUAUUUCUUUCCUACUUAGAUGUAAAAGGUAAUCACUUUGAAAUCCUCCCUCCUGAACUGGGUGACUGUCGGGCUCUGAAGCGAGCUGGUUUAGUUGUAGAAGAUGCUCUGUUUGAAACUCUGCCUUCUGACGUCCGGGAGCAAAUGAAAACAGAAUAACUUAUUUUUCGUUAAAGUUUGACUGAAACACGCUUCUACCAAAUACAGUAUGAAUAAUUAGGUAGUCUUAAUGCCUUUCCUAUUUUUUUUUUCCUUUUCACACAAAACAAAAUGUACACAAAGAUUGCGUAAGGAGUAUGUAUUUUUAAUAAAAAUUUAAUUGUAUUUUUUCAAUAUUAAUAUUUUAAAGUUUUAUUUGUCUUGAAACACAAUGUAUCUAUUAUCUACUGACAGAAAGAGAUAGUUCCAUUUGGUUUUUUGUUUUUGUUUUUUAGUUCAUUCUUGUGGAAAGGAGGGAAUUAUAAGUUGCAUGCUUUUUGCCAUUUUUUAAAUAGAGGAAGAUAUUUUGCCAAGGCCGUUUUUAACUUGUUUACACCUGUACAGGGUUCUCAUUUUUGUUUUCAUUGUGUAUGUAUCAAGGAAUCUGUGCUAGUUAUUUUAAUACCAGCUGCCUUCUCCAUUGGCCAAGACCUUCAUUCAGUGGAACUUCACAUAAGUGCAUUGUCAUAGAGUGUUUUAAACGUUCCCUUGCCUCCAACAAAACCCUAAAUUGUAUUAUUUCAUAUACCUGACAGUUAUUGUUAUCCUUAGGCAAGGUUUUUGUGAGUGAAGAAAAUAAUCUUUAGUGGCUGGUGUGUUUGAAUUAGGCCUUUAUCAUUUAACUUAUUUGCAUUUUACCAACAUUUUAAAAAUAUUUAAAACCUAAAUACAGAGGCUCCUCCCACCUUAAUCUCAAUACUGCUAUGUAGCACUGGUGAACAACUUUGGAGAACCUAGAUUUAUUUUAAUAUUCUAAUAGUUAAUUAAAUUUAAAAAUCUUAGAAUUAGAAGCCUGGUUUUUGAGUAAUUUAAUCAUCUUUCAUAUCUUGAUAUGCGGCUGCAUCAGACGGAAAAAAAUUUACUAAAGCACCCUGUUAAAGAGCUGGUGUGCUCCAGUGAGGCCCUCUCCUUUUCUCAGCACAGUGUGGCGGUGGUAAUCUAUUCAAAUUUUGCCUGUUGCACAAAAUAAUCCACUUAUAUAUACAGUCAGCCUUCCAUACUUGUGGGUUCUGCAUCUGUGGAUUCCACCAACUGUAGAUGGAAAAUAUUCAAAAAGAAAGUUGUGUCUGUACUGAAUAUAUACAAACUUUUUCCUUGUCAUUAUUCCCUAAACAAUACAGCGUAACAACUAUUUAAAUAGGAUUUACAUUGUUUUAGGUAUUAUAAAUUACCUAGAGAUGAUUUAAAGUAUAUGGGAGGAUGUGCAUAGGUUAUAUGCAAUUUCUGCGCCAUUUUAUGUCAAGGAUUUGAACAUCCUCAGAUUUUGGUGUUCGAGGGCAUCCUGGAAUCAAUUCCCCAUGAUACCGAGGGAUGACUGGAUAUUAAUCGAUUUCCCUCAAGCCUGCCCUUGCUGUGAGCUAGUGCUACAAGCACGGGAACUCCAUCUGCUCUCUGGCUUAAAAUAUGUAUCUCAUCUAAAAUUGUUCGUUAAAGUGUGAAUAAAUUGCUAAGUGGUUGUUGCUUAGCAAUAAUUUUUGCCUGACCAUCAGCAGAGCUUUUAUUUACCUUUGUACUUAAAAUCCAACAUAGCAUGGGCUCUUGGGCAAAAUAUUUCACUGACUAUUAAGCAUGUAGAACAGGAAAAUGAAAUAUACUAUUUGUGCCCUUGACCUAGAACCAGAACCACUGAUUAUGAGAACUUUGUUUUAUGUACCAAAUUCACAUUGACCAUUUUCUGAGCUCUAGACUGAUCUUAGUAAGUUUUGUGACUUAACAAUGAAAGAAAGUAGAAAGAUGCUUUGGGUUUUCAAAAUGUUGUUUUAUAAAAUUGCUCCUUGGGUGAAUUUACUCAGUGCUGCUUUGAGUUGUAUACAGAAACCAAUGAUGGGAAUUGCUCCUCAGAAAUGUGUGCCUAAGUUGUGUUUUCAACUUUACGAUACAUCAUGGGGUGAAGCAUUAGGGAAAGAGAUUCUUUUGAUUUGUUUAAUAAUCUAAUUAUACAGACCAAAGUGCUUUAAGUUUCUGCUCUAUGUUAAUGUUUUAGAAUGGUGAUUUUGCUGAUUAAUUUAGACCUGGAAUUGAAAUAAUGUGCUCAGAAUAAUAACAUGGUUAUAGUUCUUGUAUGAUAAAGUAUUCAAUUUCAGAAUAUUGUUGGAAUCCUGAGUUUGAAUAAUGUGUUGUAUUUAGAAACAUAGCCCUAUCUGUUUUAAACAAAUAAUGUGUUGGCCGAUUGUCCAUGGUUGAGCAUGACAAAAAUACGUUGUCGAAAGGCAAGCUUAGGUAACUGCUGGCACAACACUGGGUGCACUAUUUUUCUGGAUAAAAUUUAUAGUUAUUUUCUAUAUUACCCUUCAAAAGGGAUCUCUUCAGGUUAAAAAUCACGCUUAUGCUGAAGUCUUUAUCUGGUGUUAACUAAAAAUCUCAUAUGGGUUCAUAACUGAGGUCACUAAUAAUUCAUUUUUAUCACUUGUAAAAAUUUGCUCAAAAUUCCAAAAAAAUAUUGAUUUAUUUUUUAAUGAUUUUUCAGGCUGACCCCCAACCUAAGUUUUGAUAACAUCUAGUAAGUCAGUAUAGCUCUGUGACUUCAUGUUUUAACUAAGAAGGAAAAUUCAUAGAUAUUCCUAUUAGAUUUUAUAAACCUUCAAAAGUCUCAAACUUAAUUUUGAGUCUAAAUUUUCUGACGCUGGCCCUUUUUAAUAUUGUAAGUUUUUGUUCACUUUCUUAAGUAAAAAAAAAUUUAAUUACUAUUUAGCCCUUAAAUGGGAAACUCAGGUAAUGAACUGCUGACUUUUCUAAAGUUCUUUAACUGAUCAAUUCAGUAUAGAGGGAUAUUUAUCACUUUCUGUAUUUUACAAGUGCUGUUUCUAAAAAGGAAUAACUAUUAUAGCUCUAUUUCCCAAAUCUCUAUAGGACUCAUGAGAAAUUGCUUGUGUAAAUAUAAAAGCACCAUAUGUGUUCUUAACUCCUAUGGCUGCUUGAAGCUCAUGAUGAAAAAGUCUUUUUGUCAGUUUUAAUUGUUAAGUACAGAACAAACAAUUGUUUGGUGAUGGCCUGGGUGAAAGAGAGCAUGUAAGUAUAUCCCAGUGGAACUCACCAAAGAAGACCACACCUCAGAAACUAUUGCAUUUUCUCGUUAUGUGUUGGGUUUGAUUUGCUUUUGUUUUUGAUGCAGCUCUUUUAAUAUAAAGAUUCUUGACACAGUGAAAUCUCUUAUUUCAAGUGUAAGUUUUUCUUAUCCUUCACCCACCCCUUCCCCUGCCAUUGUAUUUCCCAUCUAUUUCAAGGAGUUUCAACAAUUUACAUUGCAUCGUAUGCAGUAGGUACUGCUUUUUCAGAAAGACCUGGAAAACAUACCUGCUAUGAGUAUUUUGUUCAGAUGUAGCCAUUUACCUGGCUCUCAAGUCGUCUUUGUGGAGAGGGUCUUAGACAAAAAUCUUCCUUGUAUUUACUUGGGUUAAGUGAAGUCCAAAUUCUUACAGUAUGCUAUUUCAGGAUUUCUGAUAUUAAAAAAGAAAAAACAAAAUCUGUAUCUCUUAUUAACACUUCCCCCAAGAAGGGUUGUGCUGUUAUUUAUUUUCUAUUAUAAGAAAAGUUCAUUCUUUAAGUAGUUUCUUUUACUUCUAAUUUCAUACCAAAUACCUGAUCAGUAGAAAUGAUAUAUUUAAGCAGGAAAGAUUCCUAAUCCAUCGUUAUGAAAAGUGUCAGCAGUACUUAGUAGUGAACAGAUAAGGUCAAUUUCAAUAUAAUUCCACUUUGUUUUUAGAGACUAAAUUAAGAUUCAAUUAACAUUCUCCUAUGAAUUCUGAAUGUGAUAAUGUGACUCAAACACUCAAAUUUUAUUAAGCUCUUAGUAACUCAGGAUAGCAUUCCAUACUAACCUCAAGUUAGCAAAACAAAUAGUUAAACAGCUUGGUUCUUAGGAGACUGCCUAAAAUAUCAAGAAAAUUUUCUCAUCUUUUCUUUCUACUUAGAAACAUUGCAAGAAACCUUGGAUAGUCUUCACCAGACCUGCCAUGAUUUUAUAAGAUUUAGGCCUCAGUGACAUGCUUCUGAAAGUUUCCUGCCAGCCAUCCAAACUAAGCAUCCACUCAUUCCAUCUUCCCAAAGUCACUCACCAAUAAAGGUGGCAUCCUUAAGUUCAUUUUUGAAAGGUGGAGGAGGAUCUCCCCCUGCCCAAAGGAAUUUUUUUAUCAGAAUACCUUGAAAGGGGGGUAUAUAAAUUUGGAAAACUUAAUUUCUUGGCUGUGUUUGAUAACAGUUCCUAUGCAUGGUUUUUAAUGUGAUGUAAAUUUGUUUCUUUCUUCGGAAUACCUCUCUCCACCCCCCACCUUAUUCUUCCUCUUUAAUGAAUAUUUUUAUUGGAGCUCAAACUCCAUGCCUUAUGUGCUCACUAAGUUUUCUUUUUGCCCCUUGUUUACUCUGUCUGUAUGUAUGUCAAAAGCUGGCAAAACCUCUAAAACUGUCAAGAAAAUGCUUGAAAGUUGAUUUGUCAUAGUGCAAAUUCAUGAUAAAAUGUCUUAAUGUUAUUUGGAUAUGUAGUACAUAGAAACAGAAAAAUAAAGUCAUUUUUAUAACUUAAAA